ACAGUCAGUGCAAACUUUUAACGAGCCCAGAACAGAGUAGUGAGCCACACAGAUCCGAUAAGAAUAUUACCAAAAUGCUGGCCUGCAAGCUUCUUCUCUGUCUGGUGAUGGGAAUGCACUGCAUUCAAGUGCUAAUGGCGGCCUGCGUGUGCUCCGAGAAGGGAACGGACUACUGCCAGAGCUGCCAGGGAUCCACGGUGAUCCGGCCGAAGCCCCGAUACUACGAGCCCACUGACGUGAACCUCCCGCCGAUCGGAGACAACUGCUGGUGCAGCAAGCAGCUGAUCGAGCCGGCCCAGCUACCCAAGACCUGCGGCAAAACCACGCCGUGUAAGCCCACCUGUUCGUGCCAGCAGGGCUACUCCUCCGACAGCAGCUACGCCUCCUCGUCCAGCUCCGGAUCCGUCUACGGAAAAAUCGACUAUGCGCCGGAGAAGAAGGUGGACAAUAGUCCGGCUGCAGAUCCCAUUAGCGUGAGUCUGGCCGCCCAGGCUGGAAAGGCCAUCAAUGUGCCCGAGUACAAGUUGGCCUACGGAUUCGCCCAGAAGCCCGUCGAUGGCGAGAAGAAGGUGGUCUUCUCCAAUGUGCCCGAGGAGAAUCUCUUCAAGCUGAAGAGCGACGUGAUCACACUGAAGAAGCCCACCUAUGUGGCCAAGCAGCAGGAGGACGAGGAGGAGGAGUAUGCCGAGGAGGAGCAGGAGCAGUCCUCCGACGACGAGGAGGCCCCCCAGCUCACCUACAAGCAGCUGGGCUACGUCACCGAGCAGUACAAGAACCCCAAGUUCAAGAGGAUCAGCAGUUACAGCUCCAGUUAUGCCUACAAGGACUCCAAGGACUAUAGCGAUGGCUAUGGCAAGGUGGCCGGCAAGGUGUCCGUGGACUGCGGCUUCAAGCCCGGCAGGAUCACCUCCUACCGGAAGGCCAAACGCGAGGACUCCGCAGAGGGCUCCUACUAAACCCAUCCCAUCCAAUGCCAAUCCUUCCUUUUGUAAAUAUGUACAUACGCUAGGGAAUGAUUGGAUGUCUGUCUAAGUUAGUUUUAAAAAUAAAAAGUACAUAAGCAA
Molecule: messenger RNA, 1064 nt
Organism: Drosophila elegans
Lineage: Eukaryota; Metazoa; Arthropoda; Insecta; Diptera; Drosophilidae
Exons: 4
Coding region: 75-956 (293 amino acids)
Source: RefSeq, a predicted model, not a curated record